Salvia miltiorrhiza (redroot sage) is the source of this 852-nucleotide messenger RNA. RefSeq lists its product as uncharacterized. NCBI's taxonomy places the organism in Eukaryota, Viridiplantae, Streptophyta, Magnoliopsida, Lamiales, Lamiaceae. The transcript has a single exon. The record is from RefSeq and is a predicted model, not a curated record. The coding region runs from base 1 to 852 and encodes 283 amino acids.
AUGGAUUUGUAUCAAACCCUUAUUGGGUUGGCAGAUAUUCUGAAAGCCUCCGUAAAAAUUAAACUCAAAAAUGCAAAGUUGAUGGCUCUUCCCUUUAUUUCCUCUUCAAUCUUGGUCUCCUUGUUCGACCCGAAUCCGAUUUCCUUGGCGUGCGACAUGCUCCUCAAGGAAUCCUUGUUCCCCGUCGCAAGCUCCAUCACCACAGAUUUCAUCACCAAACGCCCAGGAAUCGCAGAAAACGUCCCCUACUUACUAACACUCUUUUUCGGUUUCUUUCUUUCUUAUUUCAUCAUCUCCUUUUUCUCUAUGAUGGCAGCCAUCGCAGUUUCAGCCGACCAAAAAUUAUCAUUCAAGAUUCUGAGAUGUUGGAGGAGGCCAUUUCUUACAGCAUUUUACACCACGGUUUUCGCCCUAGGCUACGUUUACUCUGCCUUGUACGUGGCCACCCCUCUGCCCGUUUUUUCCGACCUCUCUAACCUCAAAGAUGCUGUCUUAUUCUCUGCGGCUGCCUACAUUUUCUAUCUCUAUCUCUCAAGUGUUUGGAUUCUGAGUUUAGUGGUGUCGGUGGUUGAGGAAGACGACAGCGCUGGUGGGAUUGCUGCACUUGGGAAAUCUGCUGAAAUCAUCAACGCCCACAAGAUACAUGCAUUUUUUAUCAACAUUCUUGUGAAUCUGAUUUGUUUCGCGGUAUAUUUUGGCUCCAAUUUGAUUAUCAAUGUUGGAAAACAUCGCAUGAUUUAUGGGGUUUUGUUGGUGAGCUUUUCAUGUUAUAUGAGGAUUUUCACAUUUGUGGCAUACACCGUGUUGUAUUUCCGUGCAAUGGAAUUGAGGCUGAGUAGUGAUGUAUCUUGA